UCCCGGCCGCGCAGUCAAAGGCUUGUGAGAACCCGGUGGAUGCUGGAUUCAUCCCCGCCGCCGCCACCGCUGCCGCCGCUGCUGAUUCUCAGGGGCUGCCAGAGCAUGGACUAUUAAAAACUUGCAUUUCUGCAGUGUGAGGUAAUAUUUUAACUCCAAUAUGGGAAAGCAAAACAGCAAGCUACGUCCUGAAGUCAUGCAAGAUUUGCUAGAAAGUACAGACUUUACAGAACAUGAGAUCCAGGAGUGGUACAAAGGCUUUUUGAGAGACUGUCCAAGUGGACAUUUAUCUAUGGAGGAGUUUAAAAAAAUAUAUGGAAACUUUUUCCCUUAUGGGGACGCUUCUAAGUUUGCGGAACAUGUAUUCCGCACUUUUGACGCCAAUGGAGACGGAACAAUAGAUUUCAGAGAAUUCAUCAUAGCCUUGAGUGUAACUUCAAGAGGUAAACUGGAGCAGAAGCUGAAGUGGGCAUUCAGUAUGUACGACCUCGAUGGGAAUGGCUACAUCAGCAAGUCAGAGAUGCUGGAAAUCGUGCAGGCAAUCUAUAAGAUGGUUUCGUCUGUAAUGAAGAUGCCAGAAGAUGAGUCAACACCAGAGAAGAGGACAGAGAAGAUCUUCCGUCAGAUGGACACCAACCGUGACGGAAAGCUCUCUCUGGAAGAGUUCAUCCGAGGCGCCAAGAGUGAUCCAUCCAUAGUCCGUCUCCUGCAGUGUGAUCCCAGCAGCGCCGGCCAGUUCUGAACCUAUUCUUUGGAUGAAUUAUGUAUCUGCUUUUUUUUUUCCUUGCCAAACAACAUUCAUGGUAGUGUUGCCUCUGUAUGGCCAAUUAUGCCUUUAUUUGUGGCAUCUUAUAGCUUCUUUUGUUGUGGAUUAAUUAUAAGAAUGCUGAAUUGCUCUUAUCAAUUUGUCCAGGGCAUGGGCAGUACUGUUUUAAACAGAUAUUGUGGUGUUAUCAUUGUUUUAAAAUUUUCAUUUUGGUUUUUUUGUUUGUUCGUUUUAACGUAUCUGUUUUGGAAAGUAUGCGUUGAGGAAGAGUAAACCAACAACAAAACCCUUGGCAGCAAGACACGCUGACAGAUUUUAGAUUGCUGCUUUAGUUGUUAAGUAUUCACCUGCAGGACCUGAAAAGUGUUGUAGAGGCUGAACCAAAGGGGUUGUGACAGGUGGGGUAGGAUUCAGCUAAAACUUGUCCAGGAGGCACCAGUUAACGUCAGACAGGACUGAGAAAAAGUACAAAAGUGCAAAACGUAUGGGGUAUAUUGUCCACUCCUAUACCUCCUUGUUUCAAUGUGAACAUUUUCCAGGUUAUGAAGGAGAAGGGACAAAACAAAGGUUGACAUUUUUUUUGCUAGGUUUACAGUGGUUGAAUUCACAUGGCUUUAUCUGAAAAUUCAGCAAUUUGCAAUCCUGAUCUCCAAAUCCACAACUGACAAUACCUCUUGCCGUUUGGGAUCAGCAAAGGCAGACACAGAUAUGAAAAACUGGGUCUUGACAAUGAAUUUAAGGGAGAUACAUGUUGAAUGUGAAAUUUUUAGGUUAGUAAUAAAGCAGUUGCUACUAAGGAGAGUGGGCAUUCAUGUGAGGAACUCACGGACACCUGCAAGCAUCUCCAGCUGAGGCACAUCUGCUAUUCUGAAUGCUCUUGCAUAGGAGGAAAUUUUUGGAGGUGUUUUUGUCUCUCUCCACAUAGCUAACAGAGUUUCUGGGCCUGCUCUUAGGGAGAGGCUCUCAUCAAAACUUGUUUUAAACAUAAAAUUGUAGCAUUUAUAUUUCAUUUAUUUUAGUAAAGUUCAAAAAAUCUGUACUGAAAUGAGGAAAUGGUACGCUUUAUGAUAUAUUUAUAUAUAUAAAAAUUAAAACAAAAAAAGAUCAGCUCUUGAGAGAAAUGUUGAAUGUUUAUCUUUUCGCCUAGAUGCAGGAGUUCUGAAAUUUGCUGCUGAAAAACUUCCUUUGGUCAAAGUUGCUGUAUGCAAGGCUGGUACACGUAUGUGGGAUUUCUUAGGGACUUUACAAUCACUGUUGCAAUGGAAAAGCUUUAGCAACGGGAGGCAUUAUGCUGAGUAAAUUGGCAUUAACCAAUCAUUGGCUAAAGUCUGCUCUGUGAUCCUGUUGGAGAGGUAUCGAUGCAGGCAGCACACAGUGUUGGGAAUUCAUGAGCUCGUUAGAGUAACCUUUGUCUGACAGGAAAGGUUGGCAUUUUGUCAAGUGACCUUGUAGUUGCUAAUCCCCAGUAGCCUUAAUUUAAAAUAAACUAAGUAAAAUAAGUCUGCUUUACAGAUGAUGAUUAGCUAAGUACUAAUUAGAAGUCAUGAAUAAGUAGUUAUGAAUAAUUUUAUGUGGAACACUAGCUAGCAUGUACAAUAACUGACGGAAACAGUCCUAGACUUGAUUUUUUCAUACCUUUGCUUUGCCAGGUGUGAAGUGCAAAGCAUGUUAAAAGACAAUAAAAAUAAAUUGAAAAUAACAUUGUUAAUUGGUUGUACUAAAAUUAUUAUGAGUGGCUAAUUACACUCAAUAAAUGUCUUCAAGAACACACCUUUAUCUCAAACAAUCACAGAAAUCUGGUUGAUGAUAUAUUCCCCUCACAUUAAUCAAAAUACUGAGCAGAGAUGAGUGGGGGAAAAUGAGAAAGCAAAAGAGGCCCAAACACAGAUGCAAACAGAUUUUAAUACCCAGUGCUUUCAGCUGUUAUGAGCAUCAGUGACAAGUUUUGCACCAAUUCUUAUGGCUGAUGGAAAUGUUCCCUAUCUCUUUCUCCCAAAACUUCAUUAGACAUCCUGUGCACAAAUCUAACCCUUCAAAGGAGAGCCUAUGCCUACUUUCUUCAAGGUAAUUUUCUGCUUUAUCUGGAGAGGCCCUCUCUCCCAUAUCCAUCACCUCAUGGAUAGUAAAAGUUAUGUUCCCCCUUGAGUGCUUUGAGGGUUGUUUUUCAGAAGGAGAAACUUGGCCAGACUGCUGGGGAUUGCUGCAAGAAGGUCAGUGGGCAUGCACUGAUCAACACCCCCCUCUUCCAGACGGGAAUGGCGAGUCCCGCCACCUCAGCUGCUCCUGGGGCGCUCCAUCACCACUCCAGUGUGGGCAGCAGGACAAGGUGACACCAGAGGAUCUCUGCUGAACUUCUAACCUCCCGGCUCAGUGCAGGCACCCACGUCCAAAGCAGCCCAGACCUAUGGAAGCUGGCAUUUACUGAAGGUGAACUCGGAUACCUUCUACGGUUCCAUCUUCUUCUUAAUGCUAUGAAAGCAGUUGCAUGUGACUGAAACUUUUAAAACAUUGCCUUUCAUUUAAGCGAAGGUAUUCCACCUCUUUUUCAUUUUACAGGAUAUUUCCAACCCAGAACCUAAUCUCUCUGUUUGUUUUUGCUCAGAAGUUUUGGAGUUCUGGGGCCAGGAUCAUUUCAUAUGUUACUACCAUGCAACAUGUGUUUGAAAAUACGACCUGCACUAUGACCCCAGGCCAGUGGAGAUGUAACUCUUCCCACAGUUCACAAAAUUUGAAACUAUAAGAAUUAGGCUACAGCUGCAGAGAACAUAGCUGGAGAUAAGAGUAUUGUAUAAAUAUUUGCAGAGUGAAUUAAGGUUAUUCUUCUACCUGACUACCACUGGUUGGUAUUGUUUUAAAUUAUUAACUAUCUCUUCCUUUCUCUGCUUCUACAUGUACUUAAAGAGUGAUCCAUAGCUGGAACUGUGAUAGGAGCAUCCACAGACCUCAAAUCAGCAGGACUGCAGUGGUGUGCUGUGCCUCAGACUGGAAAUUUCUGCUUUGCUGCCAUUUGCAUCUGCAAUCAUAACUGCCUUCAUAAAGCUUUUGAAGGCAAAGUGGCAUAUCCUGCAUAAAAUAGCACAGCAAGUCAGACACUUUUAACUGAUCCUUUAGCACUGUCUUCAUAUAGGAAGGAUGGCAGACAGCACAUAGUGUUUCAUAUCACCUCUCUAUUUUGUAGAUGCAUUCUCCAGUUUUAGUUGCACAUGCAAGAGGCAACCUUCACUCACAUGUUGUCCAAAAGAAUUAACAAGUACAUCCCAUAUGUAGACUGAACCCGUGGAAAAUGCCGGUCCCAUUUAUCCAGUGUUCCCAGUUAGCUUGCCAAACUCUGUGCCAGAAGAUAUGAAGUGAGGACUAUGGCUUGUGAAUUUUGCAGCAGACUGUCUUUGUUUUAGGAUGCUUUGGGAAGGGAAAAGGGUUGGUUUACCCUUGUAAAACCAACACACGUGUUUCUGUGAGCACUUACAGUUUGAGAGGGACUGAAGAAAUAUUUUUGUUUCAACAUUAUUUGAAGCCCUGUCAGUCCACAGCCAUGGAUGUUCCUGAGGUACCCAGAUCUGUGCUGUUCCUCUUACUGUUCUUAGGAGCUUAUAGAAUUUUUCUUAUUGCUGGAGCAUUUUGUCCUUUGUUGUUCUGUGCUAUAAGACCUCCACAUUUUUUGCUGCUUAAAACAGUAAGCCAGAAGUGUGCAAAUUCUGUAACUGGGUGAGGUCUGUGUGCAGCAGUAUGGCACACCAGCAUAAGAGGUGGUCACACACGAUUUAAACACUCCCCCUGGGGGCUGAGCCCCAGGACUUUUCAGCAUGUGCUCUCUUCACUGAUGGCAAAAGUGCAAUAAUGCGGCUUAGCUUAAUUUUCUUUCACUGCAGACCAGGUUAAGUCACAUUACCUUUCAUUUGCUGUGGGCAGAACCUCAUCUCAGCUGACUCAUGGAAACUUGGUGAACGGUGGUAACUUGAUGUUAAGCUCUAAUCUGCAGACUAAACCGAGAUGAGAAGAUGGCCUUGGCCAUACGUCUCAGUACAUGUGAACUAGGGAACACGGUGACAACUGGCAGGUCCCUAGAGGCACGUGGCAGUGAGAAGGGAAUCUCCUGCCUCUGAACAAAUGCCCUGAGCUGAGGUGCCUCCUUCUUUUAAAACUGUCUUUUUUCUCUUAGCACCAGUGGUGAAGAUGCAACAUGAUAGCAAUAUAGCAUGUCAGAAUCAAGGAAGCAUCCUUCAAAAGAGUUUCCUUUUGAAGCUUAGUGUACAAGUGCCAAGUGAAAUGAUCAGAGGGGAGGAGGGCUGGACAAGUCUUCCUGAACACCCACUACACCAGCACCUCCUUUUGUCUCUCUCAUGGUGCUCCCUGUUUCCUGGCAAGGCACUUGGUGCAAGACCGGUGGAGAAGAAUAUUUCACCUACCCUUCACACAAGCAUUUGGAUGCAUUCUUUGCUCUGUGUCUUACUGAGCAGGAUCUCAUGUAGGAGUCUUAAAGUGGGGGAAGUUUGUUUCGUUGGUAUCACAGGCAGAACUUGUGCUUCGAAAUUUGGAGAAACUUGGUAAACAUCAGGCAGCUGAGCAGUGCUCAGGACUGCAUGCAGAGUUUUCCACUGACUGUGCAGUAGGCAGAUAAGAUGCAAGGCAGUGAUACAUCAAACUCGUGGUGUGAUGUGCUCUGAGAUAGGGCUAGACAAAAAAUAGCACCUUCUAUCUGAGCAACUCUGUUGCUGCUUAUUCCAUCAUAGGCACUGACAAAAUACACUCUAAAAUACCUCCAGUGUGAACAUGCAUCUGCAGGAGUAGAAUAACUCUGCUCUUCCUUACAUACAAACAGCAGAGCUGUUCAUUAUGCCCUGGCAGGAGCUGAACAAACAGCUCCUAGGAUGAACAUAGGGCUUUCCCUAAGUGUAACUGAGGGCAAAACAUGGCCUGCAGGAGUUUCCUUCCCAGUCAUGAUAGAAUAGAAUGCUCUGAUUGACUCUCAAAGCCCAGGUGUUAUUUUGCAGGCUGGGGAAGGUGGGAGAACGGCUGUGUUUUAAGCACAGGGGGGAAAAAGCAACAGGGAUUGUAAAUUGUCGUGGAGAGCAGUGACACUAGAAACCAGGACCAGCACUGAGGGGCUGCAGAAGCUGUUAGGUGCCUGUGGCCUUCAGAGCAGUAGAACAAACAGUUGGAUGUAAAGUCAAUAUCCUUGCCCCUUGCAGAGACAAUCCCUGUCUACUAUGGGAAUCUCAGUCAGCAGCACCCCUUAUUCCAGCCUAGCAUUUGCUGCUGUUUCUUCCAAUCAUCCAUACUGAGAAGUUGUUUCAGGGAUGAGGAUUUUCCAUUUCUUAACAAGUAACAGCUGGAAAGGCCAGGCAUGAGGGGCUUCUUGCCACAUACAGGUUUGAUUUCCUUAUUGCUCCCACAGGUCAUGUUAUUUUUAUGUAUAGUUGGGAUUAAGCUAUCACAUGUAAAAUACUGAUUAAUGCAAAAUAAGCAAGACAAAAAGCUUGGGUUAUAGUGAACAAUGCAAAAAGACUACAUAAAGACUACAAAAACUAUAAAAGACAUCACUGCCUUUAGCCCUGCGUUUGAAUUUGCAAGGUGAAAUCCUCUUGGCAGUAGUCAGCACAGAAUAGCUCCUCUGCACCAGCCCAGUCCAUGGGCCCUCCUGGACUGCUUCAUCCCCAUGUCACCAUGUGCUCAGAGUGGGGACUCUGGGUCCUGCCACAGAGAUGGUCAUCGGGGCUUAUUAGGCCUGCUGAGGGCUUCCUAGAUUUCAAAGCACACAACAGCCAUCCUCUCCCUAGUGUUCACUUACUGUGCAGCUGAGACAUGUUUUAGAUCUUCUCCUCUUGCUCUGACCUUAUACCAAAGAUGUUCUCACCUUCCCAGGGCAUGCACUCAGGGUGUCCAGCUCUCCGAGUUUUUGCACCCACCUCCCAGUUGCCAUCCCUAGCUUCUGUAUGAACAAACACCAGCCCUUGACAUCUGGAGGAGCCAAGUUUGAUGCACUUAGAAGGAACAGCUUCUGAUUUGGUUUCCAGCCUUUGAACCACCUGUGUGUACCUUGCCAACUAUGCUAUUUACUUCUCAUUAUUAAGUAACAGCAGUAUUAAACAUUUCAAGAGCACACUGGAACAACAUGUUUUUCAUUAUCAGUAUGUGUUUGUUGAGGCACAGCAGACUGAACCUGACUGGUGCUCAUUCUCUGCUCCCAUGGUUUCUUCCAGGCCGGAGCAGCAUUCUCCUAUGCAUCACCAUUCAGUGUGUAGUGCCCCAAUCCUUCCUGGAGCUCCCAGAUGCUGUGGAUCAAGAGAUAAUUCUGGCAUAGUAAUAUCAUCCAGAAACUCUUCUUGCCAUCUGUCAAAAACAUGUGUUGAGGGUGUGACCUCUGCGUUUCUCCUCCCUGGGGACACGGGUUUCAGGGUUGGCCUCAUGUUUCCCCACCAAACAGGAUGAUGGGAUGAUGGUGAUUAGUAAACCCACCUGAGAAAAUCCUCUUAGAUUCUAAACUUCAUUUGUGCUGCUCAUUGGCUGCACUCAGAGGGAAGAUUAAUGAGUCCAAUGUGGUUGUUUGGGGGAGAACUUGCAGCUACUUGCCACCAUCACUUUUUUAUUUCCUGUCAUUAUCUUGUUCCCAUUUCCAGGGCAACCAAAUAUUUUUUUAUUAGUAUCUGUAAGAAAAAG
Messenger RNA from Manacus vitellinus (golden-collared manakin), 7423 nucleotides. RefSeq names its product neurocalcin delta (gene NCALD). Gene Ontology annotation, cellular component: cytosol. The record is from RefSeq and is a predicted model, not a curated record. Bases 161 to 742 code for a protein of 193 amino acids. Lineage: Eukaryota; Metazoa; Chordata; Aves; Passeriformes; Pipridae. Gene Ontology annotation, biological process: calcium-mediated signaling. Gene Ontology annotation, molecular function: calcium ion binding; actin binding; tubulin binding. The transcript is spliced from 4 exons.